Morone saxatilis (striped sea-bass) is the source of this 2521-nucleotide messenger RNA. RefSeq names its product ornithine aminotransferase (gene oat). Gene Ontology annotation, cellular component: cytoplasm. The transcript is spliced from 10 exons. Gene Ontology annotation, molecular function: identical protein binding; pyridoxal phosphate binding; L-ornithine transaminase activity. Bases 114 to 1448 code for a protein of 444 amino acids. The record is from RefSeq and is a predicted model, not a curated record. Lineage: Eukaryota; Metazoa; Chordata; Actinopteri; Moronidae.
CACAGACACGCCACGCUAGACUGUCACAUAAAGCCAGCCGCUUCAAAUUUCAGACGAGCAUCAUCGUCGGUUUAACUUCGCUUCUCUUCUGUCUGAAAUAGCAACAUAGAACCAUGAAAGGAAUGAUGCUCCAGCUCAGCCGCAGCCUUAGCCGCGCCGCCCCUGUUCUCAAUCGCAGCAUCCACUCUGGUACGCGCCCGGCCUCCACCGCCGCCUCCAAACUGAGGUCCGAACGCCCGCUCACCUCAGAGGAAAUCUACGCCCGUGAGGACAAGUAUGGGGCGCACAACUACCAUCCCCUGCCUGUGGCCUUAGAGAGGGGCGAGGGCAUACAUGUGUGGGAUGUGGAGGGCAACCGGUAUUACGACUUCCUGAGUGCUUACAGUGCAGUAAACCAGGGUCACUGUCACCCAAAGAUUGUAGCUGCGCUCAGCGCCCAGGCCUCCAAACUCAGCCUGACUUCCAGAGCAUUUUACAACGAUGUGCUGGGAGCCUAUGAGGAAUACAUCACCCGCAUGUUUGGCUAUGACAAAGUGUUACCCAUGAAUACAGGCGUUGAAGGUGGUGAGACUGCCUGCAAGCUUGCUCGUAAGUGGGCUUACAGUGUGAAGGGGGUUCCCAAAAACAAGGCCAAAAUCAUUUUUGCAGAGGGAAACUUCUGGGGCCGCACCAUGGCAGCCAUCUCCAGCUCCACGGACCCUAGUAGCUACGAAGGCUUCGGUCCCUACAUGCCAGGCUUUGAGCUUGUCCCAUACAAUGACAUUCCUGCACUGGAGAAAGCUCUCCAAGACCCAAAUGUUGCGGCUUUCAUGGUGGAGCCCAUCCAGGGUGAAGCUGGGGUGGUGGUGCCCGACCAGGGUUACCUGACUAAAGUCAGAGAACUUUGCACCAAAUACAACGUUCUGUGGAUUGCUGAUGAGGUGCAGACAGGCUUGGCAAGGACUGGCCGGCGGCUGGCUGUGGACCACGAGGAUGUCCGUCCAGAUGUGGUGAUUCUGGGUAAAGCUCUUUCUGGAGGAGUUUACCCCGUAUCUGCAGUGCUGUGUGAUGAUGAGGUAAUGCUGACCAUCAAGCCCGGGGAACACGGGUCCACAUAUGGAGGUAACCCCGUGGCCUGUCAGGUUGCUAUCGCUGCACUUCAGGUGAUGGAGGAGGAGAAGCUGGCAGAGAAUGCUCAAAGGAUGGGAGAGCUGCUGCGGUCCGAGCUGAGAAAACUGCCUAAAGACAUUGUGACAACAGUCAGAGGGAAAGGGCUCCUUAACGCAGUCGUCAUCAAAGAGACCAAAGGCUAUGACGCUUGGAAAGUGUGCUUGCGCCUUCGUGACAACGGACUGCUGGCAAAGCCCACCCAUGGUGACAUCAUCCGCCUGGCCCCUCCCCUCAUCAUCAAAGAGGACGAGCUGCACGAAUGCGUCGACAUCAUCCAGAGAACCAUCAUGUCCUUCUAAACUACAACCAUUCACGUAACCAACAAUACAAUACACCGACAACCUGCAAAGAGAUAAUCCACAUUAGCUAAAGCUACUGUAUGGCAAAUACUUAUGAGUUGUUUUUAAUUUUAUUCGAUUUUCAAAGGGUUUUACUGUAGAAAUGCAGUAUAGAGACUGUGUAGAAAGUGAGGUUACACUUCUGUACAGAAAAACUGCUGUAAUUGGAACGACUGCAACACAGGUGGAAAAAAACCAAUGGUUAGUUUUAAAUGUUCAAAUUUUUCAAAUAAUUCAUCUAAAUAGAUGAUUAACUAAACUAUAAUUUAAAAUAAUUAUUGUGCUGUUUUUCAAUGAAACCUUUUUCAUUUUCAAAAAGGGAAAGUGGUCUUACAAGUAUACAGUUAAAAAUAACUUUUAUAGGUUACAUUUCUAGUAGACUACUUGUCUACUAAACUGCUGGCUGCUGUCUGCUAAUUUGUGAAGUUUGUCUUGUGACAUAGUAGGCUGGCUAGUCAGGGUUUUGGAGUUUUGUUUGGCAGUUUCAAGACAGAAAAGGCAAGGGAGAGAGAGAGAGAGAGAGGGGAUUAGAGUAUGGGUAUUUUUAAGAGCAAGAGCAUUGUUUCUACACAUUAAAAGGACUUGAAAUGUAUAUGAAGAUUUCAGAUUCCAGGUCUUGAAAGACUGUUAAAAUGUCGUAAUUGCACUAAAAUGAUGACAAUGCUAAGAUUUGAAGUAUUUUUCUUUUCCAGUACAAAUAUGGUUACAUAUUAUAUGUAGUGGAGCUGUGUCAUUUUAUUUUAACAUAAGUUAUGAUAUGUGUUACUGUGGAAGAAAGCUCUUGCUAUAUAAUUUGGUAUACUUCAUUUCUACAAGCCACAUGCUGUGUAAAGAUGAAUGAGUGUUACGAGGACUCGUGCUGCUAGCUAAUGCUGGUUGGUUUUAAGUAUUUACAGUAUCUGUACAUUGUUUCACUGAACUUUCUGAUGAAUGUUAUAUCUGUUAUAAACAGUGAAUAGUGUCUUUUCAAAGACAUUAUCACAUUUAAGUUGUUACAUAAUCCAUUGUUCUUCAAAUAAAUUAGUGCAGUCUUA